AUGGGAUCUCCAGCCACUUCCAUGAAGGCUACACGAAAUGUCGUUGAUGUAUCGACGAUGACGUUGUUGGAACAUGUCAAUCUAAAUGUGCCUAGUCAUGAGUACAUUCUUCCAUUCUACUUCGAUGUCCUGGGUUGUGGUCUUGAUCCUAGAAAAGCUUCAAAUUUAGAACCUGAUGCCCAAAAGAGAACAAUCUGGGCAAAUGCUGGCGCAUCUCAGUUCCAUUUGCCGUACGGCGAUGUGGCUCAGAGAAUACCGGGAAACAUUGGGCUACGAUAUGAUUCUUUGGAUGCUUUAAAGUCCAGGGUUGUAGAUUCGGACGCUGUAAAGAGCUACGAAAUCGGAGUCGACCCCAGGAGCCAACGAGAAUAUGUCAAGCUUGUGGAUCAAUAUGACAAUGUGUUCUGGUGCAGAACUGGCGAGUCUGUCAACGAAGAUAAGGUGCAGCCUAUUAUUGGCCCACAGGAUACUGAAAAAUGGGGAUCAUAUGCGGAGAAAUAUGGGCAAAAAGAGUCUGAGUGUCGGGGAAUUGACUAUGUCGAAUUUGAGUGUCCUCCCAAUAGUGCAGAAAAGAUUGCUGUGUUUUACGAGUCCGUGUUUGACGCUACAACAACAGUUGUUGACGUUGGAGGGGGGUCAAAGAUAGCCAUUAUUGCUUUUGGCAAAGUGGACAAUGCUGGAAAGGCCGACCAGUCUCUGCUUUUCAAAGAGACUACAUCCACACUCCCUCCAUAUGACGGGCAUCACAUCGCAUUUUAUGUAGGCGAGUCAGGAACUGACUUUGAUGUUUGCUACAGAAAUGCAGAGCUUGCCGGCCUAGUUUGGGUGAAUCCUCGCUUCACGGAUGACGCAGAUACUCUGGACAAGGCCCGAAAAUGGAGGCAGUUUCGAAUGAAGGAUAUCGUUGACAUGUCUAAUGGAGAAACGAUUAUGGAGUUGGAACACGAAAUCCGAUCAGUGGACCAUGAAUCAUGGCCAGGAUGA
Molecule: messenger RNA, 984 nt
Organism: Cylindrotheca closterium
Lineage: Eukaryota; Bacillariophyta; Bacillariophyceae; Bacillariales; Bacillariaceae
Source: the annotation of a GenBank genome assembly